This is a messenger RNA of Boeremia exigua, 7865 nucleotides long. RefSeq lists its product as uncharacterized. The transcript is spliced from 9 exons. Gene Ontology annotation, biological process: telomere maintenance; DNA damage checkpoint signaling; protein phosphorylation. The record is from RefSeq and is a predicted model, not a curated record. Lineage: Eukaryota; Fungi; Ascomycota; Dothideomycetes; Pleosporales; Didymellaceae. Bases 215 to 7729 code for a protein of 2504 amino acids. Gene Ontology annotation, cellular component: nucleus. Gene Ontology annotation, molecular function: protein serine/threonine kinase activity; protein binding.
CAACUUUCUAGGCGUCUCCUGUGCCAGAUAACCGCCAAAUCUAAAAACGGACCACCGCACGUAACAGAUCUCGCCCAAGUGAGAUCUCUUGUCUGGGAACACCACUGGCACUUCAACACAUUCGAGCUCAGUCAACGCCCCACUUCUUACUUGGACGCUCCACACACGACUCCAAUCUCUCGACAUCGAACAUGACCCACAGGUAAACAUCAAAAUGGCCCGCAAAGGCGGGGGCUCGACCCAACGUAGGGCACCACCUCCGGCUCCAACAAAUGUUUCGUUAAAUGUCAAUACAAACGGGGUUCCUCCACCUUCAACGAUUGCCGCUCAAAUCGUGCACAAUGCAGCCAACCCCAACUCAAGACAAGACGCCGCCGCAAAGGUCACAUUCGGCGAGCUUCUUAAAGAGUUUCUCCAGCACCCAAGUACAGAUGAGCCGGAUGUUCAGCUCGUUGCUUUCAUCUGCGUUGUCGCAGAGGCUGGCCUAGACGGCUUGUUCAAGGAAGACCCUUUUGCCCAGGAUGAGCAAAGAGAACAAGGUAUUCGCAGCAUUACAGCAAUUCUAUACUUGCUUAACCAGAAACCACAUCUUCUUUUUAGCGCAAAAGAUGGUGAGGACGACGGAACCCCCCGACCGCCGGUUGUCUUGUGGCUGUUUCCAAAGCUUAUUGGCUUACUGACACGCGCGACUCUACAUUGGAUCCACUCGCAUGUUCAGGAGAUGCUCGAUUUCAGUCUUACUGUUCUCACUAAAUCAACGACCUACUCUCGCCAGGUUGCUACUUUGAUGCAGCUGUAUAAAUCCAGCGUCGCUUGCAUCCGAGAUGAGUUGAAAGCAACAAACGAACCUGUAACAGCGCAAGCUGCGUCUUUCCGCGUCGCGGUUCCCUCCAUGAGCAGCCUCAACGACUUCUGGCCAGAAAGCGAGCAGCUGAUUGCUGUUCCUCACAACCUCCAAAGAACGAUAUCUUCACCUAUCGCAGCUAUUUAUGUUGGUCUUAACAUCCUUGUGACGCUUUGCAAUUCAGUACGGCGGGGGCAUUGCAAUCUAUUCGAGCAACAGUACUCAUGGAUCUUGGAUACUUGUGACGAGCUAUGGCACUACUUUCGACGUUGGACUAUUGAGUUGACAAUGCGACCAUUACACGAUGAGACAGUCGCUCUAUAUGUGGAGCUUCUUGGGUCUUUUGUUGUCCCUGACCUUGAGCACAAAGGUUACCCUUUGAGUCUGAGAAAGACUGCAUUGACCACGAUCAGCAGUAUCGCUUCUUUAGUCGAAACUCUCAACACUUUGCCAAUGUCAGACAAGAACCAGAUACAGCUUGCGCUGGUGGUGACACGGCUGUGGCAUUUUACACAGGUCAAGGCGCCUAAGAGAAGUGUGCUCGAUCGGCAGCGUCAGCCUUCGAGAGUGUUUGAUACAGACAUAAUGAAGCAGAGUGUAAGGAAGACCUGUGGGAACACACAAGUACUGUCCGGGUUACAAAAGGACUUACAGCUCUCGUUAUGUCUUUGGACUAUAGAGGAAACGUGGCCUGAGAAUACCAGAAGCUUACACGAAGAGCUUUGCUCAAAUGGAGCAGCGAGUUUUGCAUCCGCCCAAAUCGCGGAAGAUGCGACAAAGUGUGUUCAGGUUUUUCGAAACUUGAACCUGGACGAGGACAGGCCAGCAAAGCGACGAAAGAUAUUGCACGAAUCAUCAGAAAGCGCCAAUACUUCGACUUAUCGCAAUCUCACAAUGUUUCUCAACGGCAGCUCGCAAGAUGCCCCAAUAUUCAGCCUCUCGAAACUCCACACCAUCGUACAAGCGACAUACUCCUCAUUACCAGAUAAUCCCAAGCAGAACGAGAUCGCACAGCAGCAAGUCCUGCUUGCCCUGGGCAAGAUCGCUUGUGCAGGCUCGCAGUGUCUGCAAACGAGCAGGAACGGCUCACAGCAUUGGGAAGAGCUUAACUGCAAGCUCUGCGACGAACCAACCCCGAACGGUAGGAGUCAAGGAGUUUACUGGAACAGGGGCGACGAAGGUGAGGAUUGGAAAGAAGUCGUGGCCGCUCUCCUCACAAUCACAAAAGAGACCAAGUUCCAGACUUCGACACGACCUCGAGUACUCAUGGCAGUUACUAUAGGUCGGGUCUUCAACCAUAUUUCAGACGCCGACUAUCUCAAUCUAGAAACUUGCGAGCUCGGUCAGUGGUUGAUUACGUGCAUAAGUAGGUCCUUAAGGGAGCUGAAAAUUGCGGCCACACAUGCACUCAUGGUGUUCCUGCGAAGCGACAUCGCGAGUCGCGUCCGUCAAAAGAACCGGACUUCAGUUGUUGAGUUCUUCGAUGCACUUGUGCAACGUGGACUGCUUGCCGACCAAGAAACUCUGAUUCUAGCAUAUGGCCAGAUAGCUCGUGUGUGUGGUGAACUCGAACUCCCGAUCAUUUUACAUCGGUUAGUCGAGUAUCUUGGGCAUUCAAAUGCUCUCAUAUGCGGCAUGGCGUACAGGGAGCUUGACGCUCUUGCUGAACCUCACGAGCCUGUGGCCUUAUUCAAGCCCUACUGGAGGAUACUCGCAUUUUCUGUUAUUAAAGACAUUGUCAGCAAACCUCAGAAGGCACAACAGCUCGCUGAUCUCACAGAGCAAUCUGUGCGCCAGCUGCUUGUACUGACCCAAUCAUACACUCUACCACACUUGGUAUUAACGAAGAGGAGGGAUGUCAUUGAGAAAAUUGCUCAGGCUCGCAAAGUCUCUGUAGCGGAAGUUUUGACUCAACCAAGAACUAACCUCGCAAAGAUCCUUGCUUUGUUACUUUCGCAGUCAGUGCCAGACACAGAGUCGUUCGCUAUGGAGACAUUGGCCGAAGUCGAGCCAGCCAUGCGAGAGGGUAGCAACGACAAACUCGAGACCCUGGUCGCGUUAGAUAUAACAGGCGUAGCCAUCGAGAUUCUUCUGUUAUCUGCGGAACGGGACGAGCCAAAGAAAGCACCGUAUCAUCGUGCAUUCAGUACACUCGCUCGCCUUGCAGAUAGCAAACAUGGGCAACGAAGAUCCUCAUCUAAGACUAAGAGCUUAGAUGAGUUUUGCGAGACCCAUAUUCUCGGCAUCAUCGCAUACUUUUCAGACAUCGUCGAGAGCCCACUGACUCAAGGCAAGACCGCGCCACAUCCGCUGCCAGAACGCAAAAGAUGUAUAGCAGCCAUCGGAGAUUUCAUAGCUCUCGCUCGUUACAGUGUCAACGGUGCAUUGCCACAGAUUCGCGCAUGUCUACAAUCUGCAAUGGCAGACCCGGACCUCUGCAAUGAUGCAUUUUCAGUCUGGGUAGCCUUUCUUGGCGCUCUUGACAUGGACGACACGAUGCUUGUAGUCGAUCAGACAUUCGCACUGGUUGUGGAACAUUGGAACAUUUUUUCAGAAGAGACGCAGCUUCUGGCAAGCAAAACUAUCGUAGCUCUGACGCAAGAGUAUGACGAAGACCUUCGGGCGCGAAUCGAGUAUCUUCCAUCGCUGGGAACGAUCCCAAUGUUAUCGAAGACCGAAGGCGAAUUGGCUCGCUUCAAAUCACACGUGGAAACCGUCAAGAUCUUUCAAGCGUUCAGCGUCAGGUGCAAAGAUCAAAAUGCGGUGGUCGUACGUCAGGCUCUUCGAGAGCUUGGGCCGUAUCUUGAUAUCAACCAGCAGCAUUUGCAUCAGGCAAUUGUGGGCCAGAAGCCACUGCCUGUAUUGGCAGGGCUUACUCGAUCACUCCUGGAUGCCAGCAUACGAUUCUCAGAUAAUCACCCAGACAUUGCCACAUUGUGCGCACAAUGUUUAGGUACCAUUGGCGGUCUCGACCCGUACCGAGUCGAAACAGUACGUGAAAAGAGGCGCGUCCUCAUGUUAUCGAAUUUCUCACGACGGGACGAGGACAUCGACUUUGUAGCUCUUCUACUGGAACAAGUGCUUGUCAAGGUUUUUCUUUCAACUACGAACGCCACUUCACAAGGAUGGAUAGCAUAUGUGAUGCAGGAGAUGCUCAAGCAUUGUGGCUUCAGCGCCCUAGCGGUCGCAAAGCCUCGUUCUUCACAGAUCAGUACGGAAGUCCAGAGAUGGAACACUAUCCCUGAGUCUACGAGGAAUGUCUUGACUCCUUUCCUCAGCUCGAGAUACUCUGUCAACCGUAACCCCGCCUUGAACUACAAAUCUCCUGCAUAUCCGAUCUUCGAUGGCAACACUAGUCAUGGCACCUGGCUUCAAACUUUUGUGUACGACCUGUUGCAGAAGGGGCAGGGCGUCAACGUGGAAAUGGUGUUCCCAGUACUGGCCAGGGUUAUUAGAGGCUUCGAUCUUUCGAUCGCUACAUUCAUACUACCUUUUGCUGCUUUGAAUGUCAUCGUGUCGGACGACGAGCAAAACAUGACACACGUAGGGACAGAGCUGAUGGCGGUAUUGCGUUACGAUAUCCAACCUACCGUUCAAAACGAUGCUGUGCUAGUCAAGCAAUGCAGCGAGAAUGUUUUCCAAGUUCUGGACUAUCUCUCGCUGUGGCUACAAGAGAAGAAGAAAUCUGUCGCCGAUGCCAGGAUUAUGGCGGGCAAGACUGGCAGAGGUGUCUCAGAAGAGGAAGAAAUGAACGCAAUCAAACAAAUCAGUCGCGUAGAGGGCAUCCUUCAGCAAAUUCCAGCCGAAGUGAUUUCUCGCCGUGCAGUUGAGUGUGGUUCAUACGCCCGAGCUCUAUUUCACUGGGAACAAUAUUAUCGUCAACAGCAGCAGCUCAAGACCGACACAAGUCAGGUCUUUGAGAAAGACGACCUUUUGGAACACCUACAAUCCAUCUACGCACAGAUUGAUGAACCUGACAGUAUAGAAGGUAUCACAGCUCACCUGAAAGUUCUCAACCCCGAGCAACAGAUUAUGGAGGACCGCAAGGCUGGUCGAUGGACCGCAGCUCAGAGCUGGUACGAGAUAUCGUUGGCUGAGAAGCCGGACGACGUGGACACCCGAAUUAAUCUUCUGACAUGCCUGAAAGAGUCGGGCCAGUAUGACGCCAUUCUGAACUAUGUCGAUGGGUUUCACGCAUCCGAUUCGACAGUCUCAGCGAGCACACUUCCUUUUGCCGCUGAAGCUGCUUGGUCGGUUGGCAAAUGGACUCAGCUAGAGCGCAUUCUUGGUGCCUCAUCUGACAAAGUCGUUGGUGUAACCAUGAAUUUCAAUGUAGGCGUUGGAAAAGCUUUGCUUGCACUGUACCAGACAGAUGAAGCACAGUUCAGAACCAUCAUCGCUGGUCUUCGCGGGACUUUGUCGCAAAGCCUAUCUCCGUCAAACACGAACUCUCUACAAGCAUGUCACGAUACACUGGUGAAAUUGCACGCUCUGUACGAGAUAGAAUCUAUCAGUGGCGUCAUGACCUCUACCACACCAGAACGCGAGGCCAUUCUCGAAAACUUGGAUCGUCGACUAGAUGUUGUCGGCGCCUACACUUCUGACAAGCAGUACCUUCUAGGUAUCCGUCGUGCAACCAUGCUGGUUUCUAAGAUCGAUUUCAGCGACCUAGACAUUGCUUCCGCCUGGCUGACUACAGGGCGACUUGCUCGCAAGGGUGGCUUCAUGACGACCGCAUUCAAUUCUGUCAUCCAUGCCGAACAGCUGGGAGAUAGUGCAUCGAAGAUCGAGUAUUCGAAACUCUUGUGGAAAGAAGGCCACCAUCGAAAGGCAAUUGCAAACCUGAGGGGCGCUAUCAAUAGUAACGUCUUUGGUAAAAGCGACAAUUUGCCGGUGACCAUAUCUAUAACCGGAGAUUGGCGUGGAUCGGAGAACGUAAGUAAGGUCAAAAGUCAUGCUCAACUCCUCUUAGCCAAGUGGCUCGACCGCGCUGGGCAAACAAAGUCUACGUCCUUGAAGGACGCGUACGCAACGGGCGUCAUGUCAUAUCCAAAGUGGGACAAAGGCCACUAUUACCUGGGACGAUACUACCUGAAGUUAUUGGAAUCCGAGAAGAAACUGCCAGUCACGAAGCAAAGUCAGGAAUACCUUGCUGGAAGCCUUAUCAAGCUUGUCAUUGAGAACUUCACGCGCUCUACUGUAUACGGCACAAAAUACUACUACCAGACCCUGCCGAAGAUCCUCACCCUCUGGCUAGACUUGGGAACAGAGGUCAUGAACGUGGUGCCACGUUCGGCACGGGAUAAGGAGUUCCAUGACCACAAAGUCACCUAUCUGGACCACAUCAAUAAAUACCUCAAACGAUAUGCCAGCGAGCGUAUGCCUGCUUACACAUGGUAUACUGCCUUCCCGCAAAUCAUUACACGUAUCAGUCAUCCAAACAAAAAUGUUUGGGAAUCGUUACAGUCUAUCAUCAUCCGCGUCGCAGCAGCGUAUCCACAACAGACGCUAUGGAGCUUACUGGCAGUGCUUCAUUCGACGCAAGACGAUCGUCGAGCGCGAGGUACUGCUGUACUGCAGAAGUUACGCGACACAUCGAAGCGCAAGAACGGAUCGUUGGACCUAAAGAAUGUGAUCGUGCAAGGACAACGCUUGACGGAUGCGCUGUUGAUUGCAUGUGACGCCCCGGUCGAGCAACGAGUCUCCCACGUCAGUCUUUCGAAGGAUCUGGGUUUCAGUCACAAGCUUGCACCCAGCCAAUUGGUCGUGCCGAUUGAAGCAAACAUGUUGCCGAAUCUCCCAGCAGGAAACGACAGCAAGACGAUACGUCUUCACAACCCAUUCCCACAGGAUGCUGUAACCAUCAAUGCGUUUAUGGACGAUGUCCUGGUGCUCUCCUCGCUGCAACGUCCACGGAAAAUCAAUGUGCGAGGCUCAGAUGGUCGAUCCUACGGUCUCCUGUGCAAACCCAAAGAUGAUCUGCGCAAAGACCAGCGUUUGAUGGAAUUCAAUGCUAUGAUCAACCGUGCGUUACAGAAGGACAUCGAGUCUAGCAAGCGUCGCCUGUACAUCAAGACGUAUGCGGUGACACCCUUAAAUGAAGAGUGUGGAGCCAUCGAGUGGGUCGAAGGCCUCAAACCUAUGCGCGAUAUCAUCAUCCGAUCAUAUCGCCAGCACAAUGUAACAAUCGACUAUUCAGAGAUCCGUGUACUGCUCAACGAAGCCUCAUCUUCACCGUCAAAGGUGCCGAUCUUCACAAAGAAGAUACUAGGCAAAUUCCAGCCUGUGCUUCACGAAUGGUUCGUCGAGACUUUCCCAGAGCCAGAAGCUUGGUUAACGGCGCGACUGCGUUACACACGCUCUUGCGCAGUCAUGAGUAUCGUUGGCCAUGUACUGGGGCUGGGCGAUCGACACGGCGAGAAUGUGUUAUUGGAGCAAGGCGACGGUGGCACCUUCCACGUAGACUUCAACUGCCUGUUCGACAAAGGUCUGACGUUCGAGAAGCCUGAGCUCGUACCUUUUCGUCUCACGCACAACAUGGUGGAUGCGAUGGGUCCGCAAGGGGUCGAAGGUCCUUUCCGCAAGGCGGCCGAGCUGGUGUACAGCCUCCUACGGCAGCACGAAGACAGCCUGAUCACGAUUCUUGAGACAUUUGUGCACGACCCAACGGCCGACUUCUUGGGUACAAAGAGGAGGAAGAAGAUUGCAGGAGUUCCAGAUACACCGCAGGAGGUGCUGGACAGCGUACGAACAAAGGUGAACGGGUAUCUGAAGGGGGAGUCGGUGCCAUUGAGCGUGGAAGGAUACGUGGAUGCUUUGAUUGCAAUGGCAAGAGACCCGGUCAAUCAGGCGGCGAUGUAUAUUGGAUGGUGUGCUUUCUUCUAGCCUGCAUGGUCAGCAAGGUUGGGUGUGGGGUUGCAUAAUACACGUUCGACGUUGUUUUCGCUAUGUCGAAUCGAAAUGAGCGGAAUGAAUUUCAAUGACAGGUCUCCGAAACUCUAACAGAGUCGCUCUGCGUACA